This is a messenger RNA of Triticum aestivum (bread wheat), 1289 nucleotides long. RefSeq lists its product as uncharacterized. The coding region runs from base 151 to 624 and encodes 157 amino acids. The record is from RefSeq and is a predicted model, not a curated record. The transcript has a single exon. Lineage: Eukaryota; Viridiplantae; Streptophyta; Magnoliopsida; Poales; Poaceae.
UAACAACUCCGCCGCGCACCCACCUCCCCUCGCCGGUAUCGUGUCCUCGUUCACGCCCAACCCACCCCACCCCAUUUCUCCGACCUCCGAUGCCGGAGCGCCGCAACGUAGCCGGAGAUCCGCCGUACUGGUGAUCCCCGGAUAACAACGAUGGACCGCCUCUUGCUGUCCCGCCCCCCGAUGCCCACCCCCGUCCGCGCCGCUGCCACGGCCGCAGAUGGCGACCUCCUCGAGCUCGACGUCCUCUGGCCCGCCUCUUCAGCUCCCGGACUCCUCGCCGCGCUUCCCGAUGACGAGGCUAAGAAGAAGCAGAAGCGCGCGGGCGGCCCUGCCGUCCGAUCCGCCGCCCGCGCCGUCCCGGAGAAGGCCGCGUUGACCCCGUCGUCGGCGGCGAGGUCGGCUCCGGUGCGCAUACCUUCGGAUGCUGCGGCGCGGAGAGGGAGGUGGUCCCACGUCGUCGGCGGCGGCGACGACGGGGACGCCAUGGUCCCGCCGCACGAGAUCGUCGCGCGGCGCGCGGCAGCGCACAGCUCGGUGCUGGAGGGAGCCGGGAGGACGCUCAAGGGCCGCGACCUCCGCCGCGUACGCAACGCCGUCCUGCGCCGCACCGGCUUCCUCGACUGAGAGGCGGAGGCGAGUCGCCUCGUCGCUUUCGCGAUAAAGUUUUGACUUCUGUUAAUUCCCCCCUUUAGUUCCAUCCGUUGCGUUUCCGGCAGUUUUGAUUUCAUUCCCCGAUGGGAAGGGGAUGAAAAGUAAAGAGGUGAGGUGAGAUGAGUGAGCGAGAAUUACAACACGACAAUAACAGUGCUGUUCCAUUCCAUCACAUUAUAUAUAUGGAAAUUUUGGCCAUUAUGUUUGUUCAAUCAGUUCGUAUGUUGUGUUUCACGAUGAAGUGAAAAAUCUAGGCCUGGGUUCUAUGCGAAAUGCUGUUCCUGACGAAUUAUGUUGGGCUCCUAGCUUCUAUAGUGCCAGAUGCAGAGAAUCAGGUCGAAGAUGCAUAAUGAAAUUCUUUGGUGGUUGCAUUUUGGACGCCAAAGGAUUGUUGAAUUGGCUAUCUGCUCAGAGGCUUGUGCUUAGUCUACUAUCGUUGAUCAUGUCUUCUUAGAUUUGGAUCAUAGCAUGUUUCCAUUUCUAGCUAAUGGUGGAGAAAAUUAAGCGCUAUAAUUGUUAUCAGCAUAGCAGUACUGGUUACGUUGUAGUUCUGUGUCGUGGAAAUUUUAUUGCCGUUAAAACAUUUGUAUUGGUUAUGGGUUAUCAAAUGUGGUAAUAAUUAGUUGGUAUUUUGUUUC